This is a messenger RNA of Racocetra persica, 445 nucleotides long. NCBI's taxonomy places the organism in Eukaryota, Fungi, Glomeromycota, Glomeromycetes, Diversisporales, Gigasporaceae. The record is from the annotation of a GenBank genome assembly.
GCAUGGAAAAAGUUUGGAAAUGAUAUCAUUAACCUUACUCCAAAAAAACAAUUUUUAUGCAUUAAAAUUGGAAUUUUUUUGGAUAUCGAUUUUACACGACUUUAUCUUAAAUCAGAAGAAGAUUCUGAUUUUAUAUUUAAGCCUAUAUAUUACAUUGCAGCAAAAUUAGAAAAUGAGAAUUUGGACAGAAAAUUUAAUGUCAAUGUCAAAUCAUAUGAUUUUGCAUCAGAAUUACUAAAUAUCAAUUUCAAAAAUACAACUAUUCAUCAACAAAUUUUGGAUGCAAAUGAUAUAAGUUCAUUUAGUAAAUAUAUGAAGCAACGAAUUCAGAGAUUAGAAAGGAUGCUUAACAACCUAGAUAAUAAUUCUACCCAAAAUAUUUCCAUUUCUCGUUUUAUAAAAAAAGAACAAGAUUAUAUUAGACAAAUAGAGAAUCUUGAAAAAU